GGACAGGACUGAGGGCGUCAGGAUGUUGUCUGGAUCUGUACUGCCUCGCAUUUGAAAAUUAGGACUUUUCUUUAUGGAAAUGUUUUGAUUUCUUGGGGAUUCUGAAGGAAAUCUGUCGCCGAAAGACUGACUUUUGACAGAAAUCCGUUGUUUAAAAACCUUUGGAGAGGGGCAAUGGGUGCUAAUUUUACACUCUGCUGCUGUCAAUAUUUUGAGACAAACAACCGAGAAGAAGAGAAGAAGGCUAUUUUGCGUAUGCAAGUCACUGCGGCUUCCAGACCACCUGAAGAGUUAUCCAGCGAGUCCAGUGACUCUGACACUGAGGAGGAGAGCCUCUUUGGACCGUCGCCUUCAAAAAAGAGGAUGUGGUAUGACAGGCAGAGCCAAAGAAAAUCAGCAGACCAGUGGGCCACCUUCAACAGACCUGGGGACACCCGCCCAAGGCGUGGAUCUGACAGAGAGCUACAGGCGUUUAUCAGCAUGAGAGACCAGACUGACAAGGCAACAGAGGAAUGGGAAAAGCUGAAUUAUGACAUUUACACGUUGCGCUACGCCAGACGAGAAGUCAGAAGUCGAUGGAAGAAAAUCCUGCUGCAGAUGGGUUAUCAGUGUGAGGUGGACUCGCUGUUGUGCGUGAGCAGACAGAGCCAGUUCAGCCGGGACCAAGAAUAUCCUAAGAAAGCUACUGAACUGCUGAAAUCUCUGCUGGAGCAGAGCUCUCUGUUCCCUCCGGGAACAGCACACCACAGCAGAUACAUUUAUGUCAUGGACCGGCUGGUGUCACUGGACAGUGCUGAUGACUUUGUUAGACUGGCCAAAGAGAAAUAUCCCAAGGCAGAAGGCUGAGAGACAAAGUCAGUGAAGGACAUAAAGGUUAAAACAGCGUAAAGCAAACUUGAGACAUAUUAGCCACAAUCCAUCAUUCAUUUAAGUGUGGAAGCAGUUUUUCUCCUGAUGCUCAACUGCUGUUUUUCACUUGGACAAUCAGGCUUAUUCUUUAAUCCACAUUAAGCUCAUAAACAGUGUUCUUUGGUUUGUUUAGUUGAUAUGAAAUAUUUGAUUUACAGCAGAAAAAGUGCAGGUGUUUUUAAAUCUGCAACAUAGAUUUUUUUUUUUUCAACUUUGUUAAAUUUUGUUUGGUAUAUAUAUGCAUUUUUGCAUUUCAGACCCACAAUACAUCCCAAAAAGAGCUGGGACAGGCUCAAUUUCAUGUAUAAUCAUGCAAUAUAAUUCUGGGCACAUUUCAAAGGCAUGGCUGAGGAAGACGAGGGUACCGGAAUGGCUGGAAUGGCCGGAAAAUGUAAUUUCUAAAAGAAUGAGACAUAAGAAACAACUGAAACACUUUCAGCAUGGCUAUCCUCAGCGCUGGAAGUGUCGUGAGAAGCAAUUGGCAGUAUUGCAAGGUCCUUAAAACUUUGCUGUCACAACUAUUUUUGGAUCGUCUUUUGGCAACAGAUAAUCAGUUUCCAUCUUAACCUGUCAUCUGCACCUUCCUCGGUCACACCACCAUCUGCAUAUCCUCUCCCACCACAUCUACAAGUCUCCCUUUUGACCGUCCCCUUUUUUAUUACCUGGUGGCUCCAUGUAAAAAUGGAUGUAUAUUUAACAUGAUUGAAUUAGGUUGUGUUAAAACAUGAACUAUCUCAUUCAUUCAUGGUUUAUGCUGUCUGAAGAACUAAAACUCCAAAUAACUGUAUGAACCGCUGCAUUUUUUUGUUUGCAUUUUCGUAUUCAUUAAUUCACAUACCUCUUAUAGUGGUUCUUUCUUUGUGUUUUCAGUGGGUUUUUUUUUCUUUCCUUUCUCACAUUUUACAUGCGCGUUGCAGCCUUGAUGUAAUUAAUAUUUGAUCAUGUACUAGCACCUUUGUCCAGUAGGGGGAAGCAUAUGGUCACAUUUCAGUUGACCUAACUUUUUUCUGUACUUAACUCCUAAAUUUGUUUUCUAUCAAAAACGUUUAACAAAAGGAAUUAAGUAUUAGUGUGAAAGCAGCAAUUUCUAAAGCACUUUUGUGAAUAAAAAUAAUAAAUAAACUAAGAACAAACGUGCUCUGUCACUGAUACAGUCUAGUUUGUGGAAAUGGAAACUGUCUUUUUACAAUCUUUGAAACUUUCUUAAAGAUUUAUUUGUCAUCAAAAUUACUGAAGUCACCUAUAACAUUUUUUUUUAGAAUUAACUGCCAAUAAUUCAGAGUAAAACUCCAAACACACUUUCAGUCACACACCCAUUGCUCCAUCCUCAGCUUUAAACCUCAUCAAAUCCACAUUUCCUUGCACGUAUGUAUCCAGAAAGAGUUUACUCUGACCCAGAUAUUCUUUUCUACUCAAGGCCUCUUUCCAAGUUUGAGAAACAGAUGUGGAACUAAGAGAGGGGGAACGCUGGGGGAGGGGAACAGUGCGAGAUGGCGGCAUUGAAAGACAUUGUACUGC
This is a messenger RNA of Cololabis saira (Pacific saury), 2427 nucleotides long. RefSeq names its product melanoregulin-like. Gene Ontology annotation, cellular component: melanosome. The record is from RefSeq and is a predicted model, not a curated record. Gene Ontology annotation, biological process: melanocyte differentiation; melanosome transport. The transcript is spliced from 5 exons. The coding region runs from base 175 to 846 and encodes 223 amino acids. Lineage: Eukaryota; Metazoa; Chordata; Actinopteri; Beloniformes; Belonidae.